Antrostomus carolinensis (chuck-will's-widow) is the source of this 1380-nucleotide messenger RNA. Its product is annotated as zinc finger protein OZF. Gene Ontology annotation, molecular function: sequence-specific DNA binding; DNA-binding transcription factor activity, RNA polymerase II-specific. Bases 1 to 1380 code for a protein of 459 amino acids. The record is from RefSeq and is a predicted model, not a curated record. The transcript has a single exon. Gene Ontology annotation, cellular component: nucleus. NCBI's taxonomy places the organism in Eukaryota, Metazoa, Chordata, Aves, Caprimulgiformes, Caprimulgidae. Gene Ontology annotation, biological process: regulation of transcription by RNA polymerase II.
AUGGCAGGAGCUAUAACUAACCAAAGUGUGGCUUUUUCUUCACAGGAGACCCUCCAGGACGCUGAUCAAAGACAGGACCACGAGCAGGAGCUGGAGACGGAAAGUGAGGUGAAAAUGUCUUUUGGAAAGAGACGGGGAAUGGUAACUCCCUGUGGGAUGGAAGUCUGGGAGUGUGAGGACAGUGGCAGAGCCCACAUCAGCAAGGUUAUCCUUGCUGGGGACAAGCCAGACCUACCUGUGUGUGGGAAUGGUGCCAUUUGGAUUCAGCAGGUGGGAGAGAAAACCUACGAGUGUCCCGAGUGUGGGAAGAGCUUCAGCCGGAACUCGUACCUGAGCCAACACCAGAGGAUCCACCUGGCAGAGAAACCCUUCAGCUGCUCCGAAUGUGGGAAGAGUUUCACCCGCAACUCGGACCUGAUUAAACACCAGCGGAUCCAUACAGGUGAGAAGCCCUACCAGUGCAAUGAGUGCGAGAAGACCUUCAGCCAGAGGUCCAACGUCAUCAGGCACCAGCGGACCCACACGGGAGAGAGACACUACCAGUGCAAUGAAUGUGGGAAGAGCUUCAGCCAGAACUCGCACCUCAUUGUCCACCAGCGAAGCCACAAGGGUGAGAAACCCUUUAAUUGCCCCCGGUGUGAAAAGAGCUUCAGUGACCGCUCCUCCUUGAUUAUACACCGGAGAGUCCACACUGGAGAGAAGCCCCACAAGUGCCAGGAGUGUGGGAAGUGUUUUCGGGACAGUUCAGCCAUCAUUCGGCAUCAGAGGAUCCACACAGGAGAGAAGCCAUACGAGUGCACCGAGUGUGGAAAGACCUUUCGGCAGAGCUCCUCGCUGGUGACCCACAUGCGAACACACACCGGGGAGAAGCCCUAUAAGUGCCCCGUGUGCGGGAAGGGCUUUAGCCAGAGCUCGGCGCUCACCACGCAUCGCCGGAUCCACGGGGGGAAAGCUUUGCCCAUGUACCACGGUGGCCUCCUGCCCAACCUCUACCAGUGUGCCGAGUGUGGCCGGAGAUGCAGCGACCGUUCCACUCUGGAUAAGCACCAGACCACGCACACUGAGGAACGGCCCCACAUCUGCGUGGAGUGCGGGGACAGCUUCCGUCGGAGCUCCGCUCUCAACGUGCACCUGAGGAUCCACCGUGGGGAGAGACCUUACAAGUGCCAGGAGUGUGGAAAAACCUUCAGGCACAGCUCAGCCCUCGGUGCCCACCUGAGGAUCCACGCAGGAGCCAAGCCCUAUGAGUGCAGAGAGUGUGGGAAAAGCUUCCGGAAAAGCUCGACGCUUAAAGUGCAUCUGCAAAUCCACAUGGUCAAGAAACCUUAUAAAUGUCCGGUGGGUAGGAGAGCUCUUGUUCCCCGCUCGCUUCUGCCCUAG